AUGGCCGCCCAAGUCGCACAGUCGCCCCAGUCCCAAUGGAGGGCGAAGAGGGCCCAGGUCUUUCGCUCUGUCUUUCCUAGCGAAACCUCACUGCCGACAUCACAGAUCAACGUGUCCGCGCCAGUCCCAAGGUACCAUGCGCAGCCAUCCACGGUUCUGCCCCAAGCCACGGCCUCGUCCCCCCUGGCUCCUUCGACAUCUCAUAGGCUUGAUCCCAUCCAGGAUGCUGGCAGGGAUGCCAUGAGAAGCGUAGAAGAACAGGGCACCUUUGACAGUGCUUGGCACACCGUCACGACUAUGUUGCAGCUGCCACAUGCAACACCAGGCCAUGAAUCGUUCGGGGCUUUGCCCUCGAAGUUGUUGUUCGAGUCUCAUGAAGACGACGUUGCGUUCAGGGCCGCGCUUCAGGUGGUGCUGGCCGGAAAUCCAGCAAGUGGCCACGAUUGCGACAUCCUGGCCUGGCAUAGCCAUCAAGCUAAGCGGCAUUUCAUCCAGCAUGUCGAACCUCUUAUGGCAGCGACAUCUGUCACGAGCCAACUCGGGCUUCCGGACGACAAGAUACCGUACAGAGACCAUCUUGUUGUCAUAGAGAAUGCAGUGCACGUAUUACAAGCUGCGCUGCAGCAAUACUUCCACUCCCUUGCCUCGAUAGUGCGCGCCAUCGAGCACGGGGAUAAGCUGAGAGCAUCACUCGGAAGUCCACAAGCUCUAGUGGCUCGAUUUCGACACGAUCUUUAUGCCCUGAUUAGCAACUCGGCCGGUCCUAUACUGCCGUCGCUGCGGGUAGUACUGGGCAACCUCACGGAACAGGCACUACGCAUCCCCACAGCCGAGCAGCAGCACCUCGAGUUGCAGGGAUCCGAAGUUGAUGACGACCAGAUUGAUGAUGCACGAACGCGGCUCCUGUGCCUGGUGGAGGCUCUCACACAGGUCGGACUGGCAGGCGAGGCGUUUCAAGGAUUAUUUGCCGAGGUCAUGGAUCGAAAUAUGCGAAGAUACGUUCGCCUGUCCUAUGCACGAGUCUGGACGACAGCUUCAGCAGCAAACAACCGAGGACUUUAUGGGCCAGAGAAAGCUGCCAAAAAAUUCAUCGGCCCCACGCCGGCAUCUAGGUGCAUCGUAUCCCUGUGCAACUGGGUAGAAAGCCACUUCGCGCGUCUAGCCAUAGAAGUCCGGAGUCUUACCGACAGUUCUGGCUCGAAAGGGAAGACCACUGCGCCUCUGACAGAACUUCAGCAAUGGAAGGAAGUAGCUAUAGGUCACAUGGCUGCGUUGCGGAUUUCGGAGCUGUUUGACAUUAUUCUUCAGUGGCCAGCCAGUAAAGGUGCGCUGGAUGACCUCAAGGCCAGUGUCACUACUCCGGAACGUCGACGGCAGCUGACGGACUCCUUUUCGGCGGCGCUACAGAAGCGACUUUUACAUCCUGCUAGGUCCACACUGGAUAUAUUGCGUGUCUAUAUUUCCAUGAUCCGCACGUUUCAUGCUUUAGACCACUCCAAGGUCCUCCUAAGUCGAGUUGUUCCGUCACUCCAGCUGUAUCUGAUCCAGCGAGAAGACGCUGUCCGUGUCGUGGUCACAGGCUUGCUCGCUAGCCCACAAGAAGCGGAGGCGGCCCAAAAGAGAACGGGUACGCUGUCUCCUGGGGAGCUGGUAUCUGGCACUGGGGACAGCGGCAAUUUGGUCGAGCUUGCAAUGCUCCUCAGCGACCCAGACCAACAACGGCGGGUGGAAAUCGACGACGACGAACUGGACUGGGAUGAUCUGACGUGGGUGCCCGACCCGGUUGACGCGGGUGUCAAUUAUAAACGUCCCCGAUCUGAGGAUGUCAUUGGCACAUUGAUCACUACGCUCGGAGCCGAAGACGUCUUCAUCAAGGAGUUUCAAGCAGUCAUGGCAGACAAUCUACUGUCUGCGCAGACGGACUUCACGCAGGAGCAGAGGGUUCUGGAUCUUCUGAAGAAGCGCUUUGGCGAGUCUGCACUACAAAACUGCGAGGUCAUGAUCAAGGACAUCUUGGACUCCCGCAAGGUCGACAGCAUGAUCCGGAUGGUGGGGCUGGGAAAGCCAGCACUGGCACCUCGGGUUUUUGGUACGCCAACACCUUCAGGUCCGCGCAUGGAUCCCGGUCGACAGCUGGACCUGGAUGAAGAGGAACACGGCUUGCUGCCCUACCAAACCCGCAUACUAUCUCGUCUGUACUGGCCAAACAUCGUCCAAGACACGUUCGACCUCCCUCGACCUGUCAAAGAACGGCAGGCGAGGUAUGCAAGGGGCUAUGAAUACCUAAAGUCAGCGCGCAAACUCACCUGGCUCGACCAGCUCGGCCAGGCCACUGUUGAGCUAGAGCUCGAGGACCGCACCAUCAGCGUGGAGUGCAAAACCUUCGAGGCGGCAGUCAUUUAUGCGUUUCAAAGCGAAGAUGAGGAUGGUGACAGGGAGCACAGCGGUCCAGCCCGCCGUAAUGCUCACGAACUCGGCGAUGAGUUACAAAUGGACGAAGAACUCGUCCUGCAAGCCCUCGAGUUCUGGGAGUCCAAGCAAGUGCUCGCCCGCUACCCACACAAUCAAGAGACAUUUGUCGUGCUCGAACGCAGAGAUCAAGUACUCGGUCGCCCCGAGCUUCACCCUGCUGCCUCAGCCCCAGCCGUCAUGCAAGACGACCAGGGGACGCAGCCGGGUGGCAAGCCCACUUCCCUCAGGCGAGCGGGCACGACGAGCGCGAUGGACGCCAAAGAGAACGAGAGAAGGGCCAUAUACUGGCAAUUUAUCAUAGGAAUGCUAACCAACUCGAUGCCGAAUGCACAGCUGGGGCAGUUGGCCGCGAUGAUGCGGAUGUUGAUCGCGGACGGGUUCUCGUGGAGCGACCAGGACCUGCAGGAGUUCCUUGCGGAAAAGGUGGAUGUUGGGGAGCUGGAGGUAGUGGGUGGCAAAUACAGGUUGGUCAAGAAAUGA
Molecule: messenger RNA, 2952 nt
Organism: Diaporthe batatas
Lineage: Eukaryota; Fungi; Ascomycota; Sordariomycetes; Diaporthales; Diaporthaceae
Exons: 1
Coding region: 1-2952 (983 amino acids)
Biological process (GO): ubiquitin-dependent protein catabolic process
Cellular component (GO): anaphase-promoting complex
Molecular function (GO): ubiquitin protein ligase binding
Source: RefSeq, a predicted model, not a curated record